Messenger RNA from Necator americanus (New World hookworm), 525 nucleotides. RefSeq lists its product as uncharacterized. NCBI's taxonomy places the organism in Eukaryota, Metazoa, Nematoda, Chromadorea, Rhabditida, Ancylostomatidae. Gene Ontology annotation, biological process: ammonium transmembrane transport; ammonium homeostasis. The record is from RefSeq and is a predicted model, not a curated record. Gene Ontology annotation, molecular function: ammonium channel activity. The transcript is spliced from 5 exons. The coding region runs from base 1 to 525 and encodes 174 amino acids. Gene Ontology annotation, cellular component: plasma membrane.
AUGACACAAGCUGCUCCAGUAAAUAUAUCUGCUAUGCAGAUAGUCCAAAUCCACCACUACGCGGCACAGACAAACUCAUCCGAGGUGGACAAAUUCUAUCAGGAUGAUGCUGUAUGGAUUAUCACAAGCAGCUUUAUUAUUUUUACGAUGCACUCAGGUUUUGGCUUACUCGAAUCAGGAAGUGUAUCCGCUAAAGAUGAGGUGAACAUUAUGGUGAAAAAUGUUGUUGAUGUCGUUUUUGGUGGCCUGUCUUAUUGGAGCAUUGGUUAUGGGCUCAGCUAUGGGGAUUACGAACCCUUCAGAAAUAGUUUCAUAGGAUUCGGACGAUUCUUCUACGAUCCGACAAGGGAUCCGACUUCUGUAAAUGAGGAAGGAUGGUCCUAUGCAGCUUUUCUUUUUCAGCUAAGUUUAGCAACAACCGCUUCCACUAUUGUAUCCGGAGCAGUAGCAGAACGAGCCAAAUUAAAAUCGUACAUUUUACUCGGAUGUCUGGUGAUUUUAAUACAGGUUAGUGUACAAAAGUGA